CUUACAUGUCCUUCGCAGAUCGAGCCGACUCCACGAUAGCCAAGUAUACUACACAUGAUCCUGAAAGGCUCUCUGUGUCGGUCGGAGAUGUCAGCGAGCUAGGUGUACGGCCAACCCGUCGACACUUCAGUAUCUUCAACAUCAUCGCCUUGAGCUUCAACAUCUGCAAUAGCUGGGUAGCCAUAGCCUCUAGUCUGGCUAUUGCAGUCUCGGCCGGAGGCACUGCUACAUUGAUCUACGGCAUUCCUCUCGCAACACUCGCUUAUGCUGCCACUGGGGCAUCUCUUGCUGAAUUGGCGUCUUGUUAUCCCACUGCUGCUGAACCUUACCAGANNUACCAUUUUGCUUCCAUACUGGCACCCAAGCGACUGUCUCGUGGGCUUUCCUAUGCUUGUGGCUCGGUUGCCAUGUUCUCUUGGAUUGCUCUUGGCGCUGCCGCAACCCUUCUUGCUGCGCAGAUGCUUCUGGCCCUGGCAGCAUUCUAUCACUCUGGUUAUGUGCCUCAAGCCUGGCAUUACUUCCUCGUUUAUCAAGCCAUCAAUGUGGUCUUCCUUCUUUAUAACCUCUUUGCUCUCGCCAAGACACCCUGGGUGCAUAACAUUGGAUUACUCCUCACUCUUGCCUCCUUUGUCGUCGUCACCGUCGCCUGCCUUGUUCGCUCCGAAAAACAGACUGCAAAAUACGUUUGGGCUACCAUGGAAAGUAACACAGGGUAUCCUGCCGGGGUCACAUUCUUGACAGGCCUCGCGACCCCCACAUUCAUGUUCGCCGGCCUCGACGCAUCUCUACACCUAGCAGAAGAAUGCACAGAGCCUGAGAAGACCGUACCGAAAGCCCUUUGUACAACGGUUACCAUUGGCUUCGUCACUGCGUUCGUCUUUACAGUUGCCAUGUGCUACGGCAUCAAAGAUCUCGACGCUUUGAUUGCGACUACGUGGGUUUUCAUCCAAUAUCGUCAUGACUUGGCUUUGGAU
This is a messenger RNA of Aureobasidium uvarum, 974 nucleotides long. The record is from the annotation of a GenBank genome assembly. NCBI's taxonomy places the organism in Eukaryota, Fungi, Ascomycota, Dothideomycetes, Dothideales, Saccotheciaceae.